Molecule: messenger RNA, 1422 nt
Organism: Opisthocomus hoazin
Lineage: Eukaryota; Metazoa; Chordata; Aves; Opisthocomiformes; Opisthocomidae
Source: RefSeq, a predicted model, not a curated record
AUGCUGAGUGGGAUCCAUCCCCUCACCGCCCCAUCACUCCACAGAACCUCGCUGCACUGGCAUGGAGAUGACUUCCAGCACAGCGCAGAGCCCGGUUCCAAGUGCUUUGCUGUGCGCUCACUGGGCUGGGUAGAGAUCCCCGAGGAGGACCUGGCACCUGGCAAGAGCAGCAUUGCCGUCAACAACUGCAUCCAGCAGCUCUCCAACAGCAAGGGCCAGGGCUCUGCAGAGAACCGGGGCGAGGGCCAGGACCUGGUGAUGAUCCUGAAGAAGGACACCAUGAGUCUGGUGGACCCCCUCGACCACAGCCUCAUCCACUGCCAGCCCAUCCUUAACAUCCGCGUCUGGGGCGUUGGCUGCAACAACGGCAGGGGCAGAGACUUUGCCUUUGUGGCCAGUGACAAGGACACCUGUGUCCUCAAGUGUCACGUCUUCCACUGCAACGUGCCCGCCAAGGGUAUCGCCAAAGCCCUGCAUGAGAUGUGCUCCAAGAUCAUGGCUGAGCAAGCUGUAGCAAGCAGUGGGCUGCCAUGCACUGCCACAUUGGAGCCUGCGUCCACCGAGGACCUGCCGCUGCAAGUGGAUAUACUGGAAGCGGUGAGGCAGUCGAUGCAGACCUAUGAGGCGUUGUACAUAGGCAGCCUGCCCGUGCCCAGGGCUAUGGGGAUGGAUGUGCUGAACGAGGCCAUUGAGAAGCUGACGAGGGGCCCUGGGCGGGAGCGCUGGACACCGUCCCUCAUCCGCGUGUCUGACACGGCCAUGAGGGUGCACCCUGUGCAGGACGAGGAGGCGGCGCACAUCUGGGAGUGCCAGGUGCGGUACGUAACCUUCCUGGGGGUGGGCCGGGAUGCCCACACCUUUGCACUCAUCGUCGACACGGGGCGGCGCUUCCAGUGCUCAGCCUUCUGGUGUGAGCCCGACGCCGGCACCAUCUCGGAGGCAGUACAGGCAGCCUGCAUGGUGCAGUACCAGAAGUGCCUGGUGGCCGCUGCACCAGGGGCGAAGGGUGCGACAGGCCGGGGCCGGGGGGACACGGCCAGCGGGGCGGCGGGGGGGCAGCAGCCCGGGGGGCAAGGAGAGCCAGCCCUGCCCCGGGGGCUUCCCAGAGCUGCCGCUCAUCUCCGCUGCCAGAAACAAGUGUGCGACGACAUCGGGCGGCGGCUGGUGGUGCUGGGGGAUGCGUGGGCUCAGGGGAAGCUGUCGACACCGGUGAGGAAGAGGAUGAGCCUGCUGGUGCGAGAGCUCCAGCAGCAGCAGUGGGAUGCAGCUGAAGAGAUCCACCGCUCGCUCAUGGUGGACCAUGUGAAUGAGGUGAGCCAGUGGCUGGUGGGAGUCAAGCGCCUGAUUGCCGAGAUGAGGAGCCUGCCUGCUCUGAAGCCGGCCGCAGCAACGGAUGGCAGCGCCGAGGCUGGGCCUGCCUAG